CUGAUCAAGAAACAAAGAGAUAGAGUUUAGAGCUGUAACUAAUCACAAUGACGAAGAAGGCAGUUCUGAUUGGCUGCAACUACCAGGGCACCAAGGCCGAGCUCAAGGGCUGCAUUAACGACGUCAACCGCAUGUACGCCUGCCUCGUCGAUCGCUACGGCUUUUCCGAGAGGAACAUCAAAGUCCUCAUCGACACCGACGACUCCUACACCCAGCCCACCGGCAGAAACAUCCGCAAGGCUAUCACCGAUCUCAUCCGAUCUGCCGAAUCCGGCGAUGUCUUGUUUGUUCACUACAGUGGUCAUGGCACCCGCCUUCCCGCCGAGACCGGCGAUGCCGACGACACGGGCUACGACGAGUGCAUCGUCCCCACUGACAUGAACCUCAUCACUGAUGAUGACUUCAGGGAGUUUGUUGAUCAGCUAAAGAAAGGUUGCCGGCUGACUAUUGUGUCGGAUUCGUGCCACAGUGGGGGCCUAAUUGAUGAGUCUACAGAGCAGAUUGGCGAGAGCCACAAGGGGAAACAGAAGGAAUCUAGCUCCGGUCAUGGGUUCACGAGCUUUCUGAAGAAGCAGGCAGGAAAUGCACUAGAGUCUCGUGGAAUCCACGUCCCUUCUGGAUUUGGCCGCCAUGGACGCGACGAAGAGGAGACCGAUGACAGAGAGAUCGACAUGGGAGGUGGCGAGCGGGGAUAUACCAGAAGCAGGGAACUGCCGCUUUCGACUCUCAUAGAGGUGCUCAAGCAGAAAACAGGAAAGACUGACAUUGAUGUUGGGAAGCUGAGGCCAACACUGUUUGAUGUAUUCGGUGAUGAUGCUAGUCCGAAGGUGAAGAAGUUUAUGAAGGUCAUCUUGAACAAACUCCAGAGCCACGAGGGUGAAGGUAGUGGUGGCUUCAUGGGGAAGAUUGGAGGCCUGGCUCAAGAGUUUCUCAAACAAAAGCUUGAAGAGGAUGAUCAGUAUGCAAAGCCGGCUUUAAAGACAGAAAUGGGCGGCAAGCAAGAGGUGUAUGCAGGAGCAUCCCAUCGUGCCAUGCCCGACGGCGGAAUUCUCAUCAGUGGCUGUCAGACCGACCAGACUUCUGCUGAUGCCACUCCUUCAGGAGAUGCGUCCAAAGCUUAUGGAGCUCUCAGUAAUGCAAUUCAAACCAUACUCGCCGAAACAGAUGGUGAGAUUUCGAACCAAGAACUUGUUUUGAGGGCAAGGGAGAUUCUGAAGAAACAGGGUUACACUCAGCGACCUGGGCUUUAUUGCAGCGACCAUUUCACCGACGCGCCUUUUGUGUGCUGAUCUCAAGUCUCAUGCAUCAUGUUAUUUGAAUAAUGUUUGAGUGGUGUGUGCUUCUGCUGCUUUUAGUUUGGAAGUUCGAUGAAAACUUGAAUAUGUUCGAGCGUUCUUGGAUAAAGGAUUUUCUUAUUGAUCUGGAA
Messenger RNA from Argentina anserina (silverweed cinquefoil), 1426 nucleotides. RefSeq names its product metacaspase-4. Gene Ontology annotation, biological process: proteolysis. Gene Ontology annotation, molecular function: cysteine-type endopeptidase activity. The record is from RefSeq and is a predicted model, not a curated record. NCBI's taxonomy places the organism in Eukaryota, Viridiplantae, Streptophyta, Magnoliopsida, Rosales, Rosaceae. The transcript has 2 exons. Bases 48 to 1289 code for a protein of 413 amino acids.